CCUCGCGCUGUCACAGAGAGCUCGGCUGCUCGUCGUCGACUCCACGGAGCACGCAAGCUCAUCGUCCCUCCGCCAUGGCGAGCUCAUCGUCCGACCCCGACAAGCUCAUGGCCAAGGCCGACAAGCUAACAAAAUUGAGCUUCACAAGGUGGAAUGCCGAUUGGAAGAGUGCUACCUCCUUGUAUGAGCAAGCUGCUAUUGCUUAUAGGUUCAGAAAGGACAAUGAGAAAGCAAAGGAUGCCUUUGAGAAGGCUUCAAAAGGACAAGAAAUGAUUUCCUCACCCUGGGAUGCUGCUAAACACAUGGAAUCUGCUGGUGCUUUAGCAAAAGAGCUUGCACGUUGGAAUGAAGUUUCUGACUUUCAUCGCAGAGCGUCUGAAUUGUAUCGCGAAUGUGGAAGAUCACAACCAGCCUCUGAUGCUCUUGCAAAGGGUGCCAGUUUCUUGGAGGAUAACACUCCAGAAGAAGCAAUAAAAAUGUAUGAUGAGGCAUGUACUGUUCUAGAAGAGGAUGGAAAAGAACAGAUGGCUUUCGACUUGUAUCGUGCUGCUGCGAGUUUAUAUGUCAAGCUCGAGAAGUAUUCAGAUGCUGCAGCAACUUUUCUAAGACUUGGUUCAGCUGCUGAUAAGUGCAAUGCUAUCAAUAGCCAGUGCAAGGGCUAUUUGAGCGCAAUCAUCGUCUACCUUUAUGCCCAUGAUUUUCAACAAGCUCAGAAAUGCUACAAUGACUGCUCAGAGGUUCCAGCCUUCCUUAGUAGUGACCAGAAUCGAUGUGCAAUGAAACUGUUAUCUGCUUAUGAGGAAGCCGAUGCGGAAGAAAUUAAACGGGCUGCCCAAUCAAGUGCCAUCAAUCACCUCGACCAUGUGGUAAUUCGACUUGCAAGGAAACUACCGACAGGUGAUCUGCAGACCAUCAAGAAAUUGGCGGCCGAUGACGGGGAGGAUUCUUUGGACGAGAAUGACCUAACUUAAUACCAAACUACCCUUCCUGGGAGGGGAGAUGGGGGCUGAGAAAGCAAAUAUUUGAGGUUGAGUCAUGUUACCGUUUAUGAACAGGAGCCACUGUAAAAAAAGAAAGAUAGCGAUCUACACGGCAAAACUUAUGUGAGGCAGUAUGUAUCUUGAUAUUUGUCAUGUUCAACUGUGAUGUCCGAUUUGUGCACAUACAUCCCUACAUUGUUGAUUUGUUCUU
Messenger RNA from Oryza brachyantha (malo sina), 1191 nucleotides. RefSeq names its product gamma-soluble NSF attachment protein. Gene Ontology annotation, molecular function: soluble NSF attachment protein activity; syntaxin binding. Gene Ontology annotation, cellular component: SNARE complex; vacuolar membrane. Gene Ontology annotation, biological process: intracellular protein transport. The transcript is spliced from 9 exons. The record is from RefSeq and is a predicted model, not a curated record. Lineage: Eukaryota; Viridiplantae; Streptophyta; Magnoliopsida; Poales; Poaceae. The coding region runs from base 75 to 971 and encodes 298 amino acids.